AUGAGUAAUUUCAAUUACGAUAAUUUGGUUAUAGGUGCAACUACGGCCCCUUUGCCAUCAUCGUCAUCAUCGAAUUUGAAUAAUUUUUCACCAUUUGAUCAACAACAAUUGCAUACUAUGGCAAACGCACAGAACUUUGGUGGUGCUGAUCGUCAGCGUGACUUUGAUGAUGACACUUCAUAUCAUGAUCACGAACUUGGAUUGGCACAUACUGCUAAUGUUGGUGCGUUAGUUGACAGUGACGACGGAGAAGAACAAGAACAAGAACAAGAACAAGAAGGAGGAUUGGAAGCUGCGCAACACCAUGAACAUGCUUGUGCUUAUUGUGGAGUACACACCCCCAAUUCAGUUAUCAAGUGCAACACUUGUAACAAAUGGUUUUGUAAUUCGAAAUCCAACUCCAAUAGUUCUCAUAUUGUCACCCAUUUGGUCAUGUCUCGCCACAAUCAGGUCAGUUUACAUGAAGAGUCUGAUUUAGGUGACACCACUUUGGAAUGUUACAAUUGUGGUAACAAGAAUGUUUUCAUGUUGGGGUUUGUUUCUGCUAAACAAGAAUCAGUGGUUGUUAUCUUGUGCCGAUUGCCAUGUGCCAGAUCAAAAGAUAUUAAUUGGGAUACUAGCCAUUGGCAAGCCUUGAUUGAGGAUCGCCAGUUCUUGUCAUGGUUGGCACCUCCACCAACAGAAGAUGCAUUGAUCAAUUCGGUAAUGAUUACACCUCAGCAAAUUACCAAAUUGGAGGCACAAUGGAGAUUGAAUAGAAAUGCCACCAUCAAUGAUAUUGAAAAUACCGAUAAAAAGGAAGAGGAAGUGUUGCCAAUUUUGAUGAGAUACACCGAUGGGUUUCAGUAUCAACAAUCAUUUGGACCAUUGGUGAAAUUGGAAGCUGAUUGUGACAAGAAUUUAAAGGAAUCGCAAGCCUUGGAACAUAUACAAGUGAAGUGGGCAUUGGGGUUGAAUAAUAGGCACUUGGCGUCUUUUACUCUUUCAACUUUUGAAACGACUGAUUUAAAAGUUGCGGUUGGUGAUGAGAUCAUUUUGAGGUAUAGUGGUAGUCAAGGUGACGCUUGGCAAGGACAAGGUUAUAUUCUCCGAUUGCCCAAUUCAUACCAAGAGGAAUUUACUUUGGAGUUGAACCCAUCAAAAAUAGCUCCCCCCACUCAUUUAACCACUGAUUUCACUGCUGAAUUUGUUUGGAAGGGGACGUCGUAUGACCGUAUGCAACAAGCCAUGAAGGACUUUGCUAUUGAUGAUGAAUCGGUCUCGUCAUUUAUUUACCAUAAGCUAUUGGGGCAUGAUGUUGCCCCAGUCGAAUUUGAUAUUGAGUUGCCCAAGAGAUUUUCUCAUCCUAAAUUGACUGAGUUGAAUAUAUCACAAGCCAAUGCCGUUAGAUCAGUUUUGCAACGACCAUUAUCAUUGAUUCAAGGCCCUCCAGGUACGGGUAAAACUGUCACCUCAGCAACCAUUGUUUACCAUUUGUCCAAGUUGAACAAGGAGAAAAUCUUGGUUUGUGCUCCAUCUAAUGUUGCUGUUGAUCAUUUGGCUGCCAAAUUGGAUUUAUUGGGUUUGAAAGUUGUCCGAUUAACGGCAAAAUCAAGAGAAGAUGUCGAAAGUUCAGUGGGUCAUUUGGCUUUACACAAUAUCGUCAACAAGACAAGCAAAGGUGAGUUGAAGAAGCUAAUAAAGUUGAAGAAUGAAGUUGGUGAGUUAUCGUCUGAAGAUUCCAAGAAAUACAUUAAACAUUUACGUUCAUCAGAAUUGAAGAUUUUAAACAAAUGUGAUGUUGUUUGUUGUACUUGUGUUGGUGCUGCUGAUAAACGAUUAUCACAGUUUAAGUUUAGAACAGUAUUGGUUGAUGAAAGUACUCAAGCUUCAGAACCAGAAGUUCUUAUCCCUAUAGUGAAAGGAGCCAAACAAGUUAUUCUUGUUGGUGAUCACCAGCAGUUGGGACCGGUGAUUUUGGAUAGGAAAGCCGCUGAUGCCGGAUUGAAGCAGUCACUUUUUGAACGGUUGGUUUUUCUUGGACAUAUCCCCAUUAGAUUAGAGGUGCAAUAUAGAAUGCAUCCAUGCUUAUCGGAAUUCCCCAGUAACAUGUUUUAUGAAGGUUCAUUACAAGAUGGAGUCACCAAUGCUGAUCGAUUAGUGGCUGAUUCAUCAUUUCCAUGGCCAGUUGUUGAUACUCCAAUGAUGUUUUGGGCCAAUUAUGGCCGUGAAGAAUUGAGUAGUAGUGGGAAUUCCUAUUUGAAUAGAGUUGAAGCCAUGAAUGUGGAAAGAAUCAUUACCCGGUUGUUCAAAGAUGGCAUCAAACCCGAGCAAAUUGGUGUUAUUACCCCAUAUGAAGGACAGCGAGCUUACUUGGUGCAGUUUAUGUCAAUGAAUUCAACAUUAUUGAGUAAGCGUGAUGAAUAUCUUGAAGUUGAAAUUACUAGUGUUGAUGCAUUCCAAGGCCGUGAAAAGGAUUUCAUUAUUCUUAGUUGUGUUCGUGCUAAUGAUUCACAAAGUAUUGGGUUCUUGAGUGAUCCAAGAAGAUUGAAUGUUGCAUUGACUAGAGCUAAAUAUGGUUUAUUGGUGCUUGGUAACCCUCGUGCGUUGAGUCGUAAUCGGUUGUGGAAUCAUUUAUUGGUUCAUUUUAGAGAAAAGGGAUGUUUGGUGGAUGGUCCAUUGGAUAAUUUACAAUUAUCAAUGGUUCAAUUGAAUAAUUACACCACUGCUAAUCGAAAUUUGAAUAAUCGCGGAGGCGGCGCACAACAAAAGAGGCAAGAUCAUAAAUUUGGCGCUCCUUCGACAACUAAUUUGUCAAUGAGUAACUUCGAUUCCGUGUCCAAUGCAGGCGCUGGUGGUGAUUAUGCAUCAACUCAAGCUGCAAGACUCAAGAACGAACUUUGGCCAGCGCUAAAUGGAGGAGGAGGAGAAGGAGGAGGAGCAGCAGCAGCAGCAGCAGCGCGUGCACAUGGAGGAGGAACCAAUACUGGUGCAGAAGCUUACUACAACGAAGCCAAUUCAAUUAGUGCCAACUUUUAUAGCAAGUUGAACAAAUUGGACAAGAGUUUUGCUAAUGGUGGCAAUCGUUAUGCUAAUGAGAAUAUUGAAGAUGAUAUCAAGAGUAUAACUAGUUCGUUUGCAGCUGGGCUUAAUUUUCGAAUGAGUGAAUGA
Molecule: messenger RNA, 3150 nt
Organism: Lodderomyces parapsilosis
Lineage: Eukaryota; Fungi; Ascomycota; Pichiomycetes; Serinales; Debaryomycetaceae
Gene: NAM7
Product: ATP-dependent RNA helicase
Exons: 1
Coding region: 1-3150 (1049 amino acids)
Biological process (GO): nuclear-transcribed mRNA catabolic process, nonsense-mediated decay
Cellular component (GO): cytoplasm
Molecular function (GO): RNA helicase activity; hydrolase activity; zinc ion binding
Source: RefSeq, a predicted model, not a curated record